This is a messenger RNA of Hirundo rustica (Barn swallow), 2546 nucleotides long. RefSeq names its product olfactomedin 1 (gene OLFM1). Gene Ontology annotation, biological process: signal transduction. The transcript is spliced from 5 exons. The record is from RefSeq and is a predicted model, not a curated record. Lineage: Eukaryota; Metazoa; Chordata; Aves; Passeriformes; Hirundinidae. Bases 99 to 1289 code for a protein of 396 amino acids.
CUGCAGAGCCCUUAAAUAUGACUCGGUGCUGAAGAGGAGCUGACGUCAGAGCUCCGUUCCCCCUUCUCCCAGCCUGGAAAACAGGAGGGAAUAUCUUAAUGAAUCAGAUGGCGGCCAACCUUCAAAAUCAGGUGCAAAACAUGUCCCAGUCGAUAGAGGUGUUGGACAGGAGGACUCAGAGAGACCUACAGUACGUGGAGAAGAUGGAAAACCAGAUGAGGGGACUGGAAUCCAAAUUCAAGCAAGUGGAAGAAAGCCACAAGCAGCACCUGGCAAGGCAGUUUAAGGCAAUAAAAGCGAAAAUGGAGGAACUUAGGCCUUUGAUACCAGUGUUGGAAGAGUACAAAGCCGAUGCCAAAUUGGUAUUGCAGUUUAAAGAGGAGGUCCAGAAUCUGACGUCAGUUCUAAACGAACUCCAGGAGGAGAUUGGCGCCUAUGACUACGAAGAGCUUCAGAACAGAGUGUCAAAUCUUGAAGAAAGGCUUCGUGCAUGCAUGCAAAAAUUAGCCUGCGGGAAGCUGACGGGAAUAAGUGACCCGAUCACAAUUAAAACCUCGGGGUCCCGCUUUGGAUCGUGGAUGACGGAUCCUCUGGCUCCUGAGGGAGAAAACAAGGUUUGGUACAUGGACAGCUACCACAACAACCGCUUCGUGCGCGAGUACAAAUCCAUGGCGGACUUCAUGAACACCGACAACUUCACCUCCCACCGCCUGCCCCACCCGUGGUCGGGCACGGGGCAGGUGGUCUACAACGGCUCCAUCUACUUCAACAAAUACCAAAGCCACAUCAUCAUCAGGUUCGACUUGAAGACCGAGACCAUCCUCAAGACGCGCAGCCUGGACUACGCCGGCUACAACAACAUGUACCACUACGCCUGGGGCGGCCACUCGGACAUCGACCUGAUGGUGGACGAGAACGGGCUCUGGGCCGUCUACGCCACCAACCAGAACGCCGGCAACAUCGUCAUCAGCAAGUUGGACCCCAACACCCUGCAGAGCCUGCAGACCUGGAACACCAGCUACCCGAAACGCAGCGCCGGCGAGGCCUUCAUCAUCUGCGGCACGCUCUACGUCACCAACGGCUACUCGGGCGGCACCAAGGUGCACUACGCCUACCAGACCAACGCCUCCACCUACGAGUACAUCGACAUCCCCUUCCAGAACAAGUAUUCCCACAUCUCCAUGUUGGACUACAACCCCAAGGAUCGGGCUCUCUACGCCUGGAACAACGGGCACCAAAUCCUGUACAACGUCACGCUCUUCCACGUCAUCCGCUCCGACGAGUUGUAGCCCGGCUUUGGUUAGAAACUGGGGUUGGGUUUGGGGGGCGGGGGGGGGGGGGAAAUUAAUAAAUAAAUGAAUAAAUGAAUAAAAUAAAAGUGAAAAUUUAAAAAAAAAAAAAAAGUGGCAAAGAGGAAAAAAAAGGGAGAAACUAAUUAAAAAAAAAUGCUAAAUAAGGAAGCAUACUCUAAAUAAGUAAACAUAUAAACAGCUGCCAAAAUUAAGACCAAUGUCAUGGAGGAUUAUUCAGCGUAAAGCUGACAGAUCGGCAUUACCUCUACAUUUCUAGAAGUCUGGCCCUGUGUUAUAGACUCACCAGUAACCAUGUACUUGCAGCUGGAACUGCACUCGGAGAACCACUUCAGUUUGGGGUUUUGUUUCGUUUCCGUUCUGAUAGCAAACCUAGAGAACAUCCUCAAGCAGUAAGGCAAUGACUGUUGGAAGUUCACCCUCGGGAGCCUCGCUCUCCUCCGUGUGUGGGUUGCAUGGACAUUCCCCCCGGCGUCACGGGCAGCUGUGAUGGAUGUGCGGAAAGGAAAAGCAGGAAAAGCAGGAAAAGCAGGAAAAGCAGGAAAAGCAGGAAAAGCAGGAAAAGCUGACCCGUGAGGAGCUCUGGCUGUCUCAACAAGACCUAUCACAGGUUAGUUUUCUUUGCCUUCCAUCGCAGCUACUGUCUCUCUCAACUGUGUUCUUGUCACUCUAGAUUAACUGUGCUGGGACCCGAAGUAGCUCAUGGAUCUGUGUCUUAGUAACUUAUUAAACACGAUGGUUUAAGUAUGUAUUAUGAACAAGUUGUUGUACCCAUAUCGUUUGAACUUAUGUAUUCAGCAACUAUAUUGUAUAAUGUAUGUCUGUUAUUUACCAGAGGUGGCGAAACUUUGUAUGUCCAGUUUAUGCAAUGAAUGUUGUAAAUGCAAUGAUGUAGUUCGGAUUUAAUAAAUGAUGGUUUUUUCGUUUCUAAAAAGGCAAAAAAUAAUAAUAAUAAAAAAAAAUUAAAAAAAAAAAAAAGAAGUCAGUGUUCACCCUUAUACACAGGUAAUCAAUUUCAUGUUGAUAAUUACAGGAAUAUUCUCUUACUGUUAUACUAUCUACAUAGCAUUAUGGUGGUUGGAAAUCGCUUCCGUGGGGAUUCUGUGGCAGCAGAUUCCCAUGGGAAGCUUCAUUUAUGGAAGUGUGAAGGUAAUUGAUUUUUUUUUUUUUUUUAAAGAGGAAAACUUUGUACUAUCCACAGUUAUCUAAGGAACAAUAAAACUAUUAGGAGACUUC